This is a messenger RNA of Caenorhabditis elegans, 1572 nucleotides long. RefSeq names its product Receptor L-domain domain-containing protein (gene irld-50). The transcript has 6 exons. NCBI's taxonomy places the organism in Eukaryota, Metazoa, Nematoda, Chromadorea, Rhabditida, Rhabditidae. The record is from RefSeq and is marked reviewed. Bases 1 to 1572 code for a protein of 523 amino acids.
AUGAAUCGGUUGCAGCUUAUUUUCUAUAUUUUCUGCGUAUUUUUUAGUGCUUCGGCGGAUUUCGACACGGAGCAUGAAGAGCUCCGAAGAGUUCGGGAUUGUUUACCCCAUUGCACAUUUAAUCACUCUCUAAUCACAUCGGAAACUAUAAAAUACUUCCCAAAUAUGAACAAAUGUGAGUAUUUUUGCGCUCUGCUGGUUAUCAACUCCAGCACGGAUCUGACGGAGCGAGAAUUGACGGAUUUGUUCAAGGAUAUGAACCUUUUAUAUGGAAGUCUAAAAAUCCAUGAUACUAACCUUAAAAGUCUAUCUUUUAUUCCAAAAAAUCCGAAUCGCAGCUUCGGAUAUGGCUGUACAUCUUCCGGAUUAUCAAUUACUAACAAUUCCCAGCUGACAAAUAUAGAUGUUAUCAGUAAUUUUCUAUUCUAUAACGUGGUAAACCGUAGAUUUCAAUGCUCAUUUCGAGUUGAAGGAAACGAAAAACUGAAUGCCAGCUAUUUAUGCGAUUGGUGGAAAAUUACGGAGAUCAUAAAUCCGGUUGUUGAGCGAAAUUUGGAAGAUUGCAAAUGUCGUGGAGACCUUAUUACAGAGACUAAUAUUCAUACUUAUCGAGAUUGUACCAGUUUAAACGGAGGACUGCGAUUAAUCAAUUUCACGUUUUCUGAAAAUUUAUCAGCUUUAUCAAAUGUUCAAUAUAUUCGAGGAGACGUUGAUAUUCAGAUGACUAAUUUCCAAAACUUAUCGUUUCUCGCCGAAUUGUACUCAAUUUCUAGCGUGAACAUGGAAUUUACAGAGAAAGCUCUAAUGCAUAUUGCAAAUAAUUUUAAGAUGAAACGUUUGGGAUUUCCUAAAUUACAUGAUCUCAUCGAUAAAAUGUACGGCGACUAUACAAUAAAUCUGCAAAAUCUGCACCCAGACUUUUGCCUCACCUUCGACGAAAUGGCCGGCUUCCUAAACCGGAGAAUAAAACUCCAAAAUCUACAUGCAAGAUAUUGUGCGGACGUGUACAAUGAAACUGAAAGCCAGAACACUGAUGUGUGUAAAUUUCAAAAACUGAGCACGCUGAAAGAAAAUUGCACAUCGCUUUUUGGCGACGUGGUGGUCGAUGCUAACGAUGGAAGAUUUUUGUACAAGCUUUUCUACGUUGGUACAAUAUUUGGCUCCUUGAAAAUUCAAUAUUCAAAGAUUGAGGGCUUAUUCUUUUUGUCUAAUCUUGUUACGAUUGCCAACUUGGAUGGUAGGAAUUUAAGAAUUUUCAGAGAAAUUGGAGAAUUUUCAGCGUCCCGGCCAGCAGUGCUAAUACGAUCCAAUAAAUUUCUCACGCAAGCAGUUUUGCCUGCUCUAGAGAAUGUAAUUUCCGUCGGCAACGAAACAAUAGUCCUCUACGAUAAUGAAGCAUUAUUCGAGAAUAAUGACAAGUGUCUCCUGUUUCGGCUUACUUAUAAUGCAAGACUUCCGAUCAAUAAUCAGGAUUGUGGUAAAGCCCAAAACUUAAGCUCUAGACUUGAAAUUUCAGCUUCGAAAACUUUCAGACCGUCAAAUCUACGUGUUUUCCGAGGGACAAACUUGUAA